GUUUUCUCAUCAAGCAGAAAGCAAAUUAUAUUUUAUAUAAUAAAUAAUCAUAGCUUCUCGAUAUUCGAACAUGGAUCCAAGCAUGAUAUUGAAUCAAUAUAUUUUCGAAGAGAUUUUAGACUAUGUUCCAGCAAAGGAACUGAAAGAGUUGACAACUGUCAAUAAAUCAUGGUAUGAGGCUAUUACAACAAGCUCAGUAUUGAUGAAGAAGUACUUCCUUAGCAUCCGUGGUGAUUGGAUUAAUGACGGUGACUUUAAGGACGUCGUAAGUAGCAGUAAAAGGAAUUUUCAAAAAAUCAUCAUAUCUGACGUCACUGAGAUUUAUACUGACGUGUAUGAGAACAUCCUGCAAUGCUCAAAUAAUAACUGGAAGACAGUUGAGAUUUAUGGACUUAAGCUGAAGACAUGUGAUGAAUUAAGGAAUCUCUUCGAUUGUUUCGAGUCAUCAGUUAAGAAUCUCGUGCUGAGUUGUGUGUCUGUUGCUGAACAUUCUGAGCCUUUAAAGUUUGGCAUGAAGAACUUGAAGAAUUUAAGAAUCUCACAUUGUGAUGCUGAAAUUACAUCAAGUGUCCUUAAAGCAGCAUCAAAUUUAGUGUCAUUAGAAUUGCAACAUACACCUGAGUACAACAUUGAAAUAAUUGAGUUUUUAAAGAACAUGAAAACAUUAAAGACACUCGAAAUGCGUGGCGAAUGGUUCAACAAAUUCUUUGCAUCAUUAAAUGUCUCGGAAAUUCAAUUUCAACUUGAGGAAUUUACAAUCACGUGCAUCGACUAUGUCAUGCCACCUAACAUUCUUACAAAUUUCCUUCAAUUUAUUGACAAACAGCACAGCUUGAAGAAUAUCCAUUUAAGUGAAUGGUUUGGAUUGAAAGUUUUACUUUCCAUCUACCAAAUGACAUCGAUUAAGGAACUGUCCAUUUUCAUUAGUCCAUUCUUUCGUUGGAAUAUCGCAAAACUUCCAGUAAACAAUUCAAUUGAGAUUUUAGAUGUAAGGACAUUGGAUGUUACUGAUGAACUAUUCAACUUGUUGAUUCUGUUGACUGCAUCACCAAGCCUCAAAACUCUCCGUCUGCGAUCAAUUAACGCGUCACUUGCAGAAUUCAUCAUGUUAAAUUUAAAGAAAGUCACUGAAAUCUCCUUAGUUCACUCGAAUAACUGUGAAAAGGUCAAAACGAUGCUCCAACAUGUCGAGUUCGUUUAAAAAGGAAAGCUUUUAUGUAUUUUGAUACUAAACCUGACAUAUAUUUUCAUAUUUUAUAUUUUUUGACAUUAAUUUUGUACACACUCUCAUGAUUAUAUUAUAAAUUUUUCAAAUAAAUGACUACAUGUUACAUAAACAAGU
Molecule: messenger RNA, 1342 nt
Organism: Chironomus riparius
Lineage: Eukaryota; Metazoa; Arthropoda; Insecta; Diptera; Chironomidae
Source: the annotation of a GenBank genome assembly